Molecule: messenger RNA, 927 nt
Organism: Serpula lacrymans var. lacrymans S7.9
Lineage: Eukaryota; Fungi; Basidiomycota; Agaricomycetes; Boletales; Serpulaceae
Exons: 6
Coding region: 1-927 (308 amino acids)
Source: RefSeq, a predicted model, not a curated record
AUGAGUGGCUCCUUUGACAGCAUUCUGACAGCUUAUAAUCUUUCUUCUAGCCCUACGCAAAGUCCAGUUGAUGCCAAUGGACUGGAUUCAGUAUCUGCAAGCCAAGAAAAGAAUACAGAGGAUCCUCGUGAGCCUGAGGAUCAAAACACUGAAGACAUCAACACUACUUCAGUACCAAAUACUCCAGCUCAAAGAAGCUCAAUUGUGGGCUUAGAAACACACAGUAUAAAGCGACCUCUGUUGGCCAGUCAAUACAUUGAUAUUCAGGCCCUUCACAAAAAAUUGAAGCCUGAGAGUAAAAGUGAGCUACAAAAAUAUGCUAAGGCAUCAGCAUAUGCCAUCCUUUUACAGAUUGCAGAACGGGGCAAGGCACUUGAUAUGGGGCAACAAGGCUGGGACAUGGCCAAACGAGUGUGUGGAUUUGCCACAAGCCGCUCAUGGGGUUACUCAGCAAAACUUCGUGAGGAAGAUGAAAAGUGGGAAAAAUUGGUUAAAUGUUGUCAAAGCCGUCUCACACAGCGUCGCUCGGACAUCAAAGGCAUUAUCAAAGAGGCUACAGAAUCUAAGAAGGACAUUGUUGCUUGCUGCAACAGGCUUGCAACAUAUGGCCGCUUUGACAGUCAAGUCAACAUCACUGUGCAAAUGUAUGCUUGUGUUGCAUUCUUACACUUUGCCUUAGGACAGGAUGGGAGCUUCUGGAAGCAAGUGGACAUUACCUUGCAAAAAGUGAGAGACACUCAUAAGGAGCCAAGGAAAAUCACGAAGUGGUUCACUAAGGUGCUUGAAGAUGACCGUAAAAAAUAUGGAGCAAGAGAUACAGAAAAAAUAGGAGAUGCUUCACUUGAGCAGGCUGAGAUUAACGACACAAUGGCUUCUGGGUCUUUCGUCAACAUAGAUGUGGGUGAAGUGACUGAGGAGAACAAUUGA